Molecule: messenger RNA, 816 nt
Organism: Cyclocybe aegerita
Lineage: Eukaryota; Fungi; Basidiomycota; Agaricomycetes; Agaricales; Hemipholiotaceae
Source: the annotation of a GenBank genome assembly
AUGACUGAAGCGGCCCCACUCGAAAUACCUUCCCCAGAGCGGACUGCGGAACUCAAGGAAUCACUAGAAGAGAUCAGAGAACGCGUCAAGGCGGCCUCUUUACCGGGGAGCUCGCCCACUCUUGUGGCAGUCUCAAAAUAUAAGCCUGCGUCCGACAUUCUGGCUUGUUAUCGAGAUGGACAGUUGGAUUUCGGGGAGAACUACGUGCAGGAGCUGGAGGAGAAAGCACGCGUCCUGCCCACGGAUAUUCGUUGGCAUUUCAUUGGCACUUUGCAGUCUAAUAAAGCCAAAAUUCUCGCUUCGAUCCCUAAUCUAUUCAGCGUCCAAACAUUAGGGUCUAUUAAGGCUGCCACUUCCCUGAACAAAGCUCUCCCUGGAGAUCGCGUGUCUCCUCUGAGAGUCCUUAUCCAGGUCAAUACGUCGGGCGAGGAUUCUAAAUCAGGACUCUCACCACUCACCUCGGAUUCGAAUCUGGCAGAGUCGGAUCUCGUCCUAUUGGCCAAUCACGUCAUCCAGGAAUGUCCAAAACUUCGCCUGGAAGGCCUCAUGACCAUCGGUGCACUGGAGCUGUCACUGACCGCUACCGAAACCGAGAAAAAUACCGACUUCGAAAGACUGAAGGAAACACGAGGUAUUUUAGCGAGUCAUCUGAAAGGCGCUUUCCCAAAAGGCGACAAGAAAUGGGGGAAUUUCUCAGGCCGCCUUAUACUGAGCAUGGGGAUGUCGAGCGACUUCGAAGCAGCUCUGAAAGCUGGGGGCGAUAUUGUACGAGUGGGGACCGGCAUUUUUGGACAGAGGGCGAAGAAGACUUCAUGA